AUGCAGGCUUUUGAGCUUUGGUACUACUCAUCAUACCUAUUCCCUACAGCAGCGUUUACGACCAUCUCUCCUUCCCCACCCUCCUCCCCCUCCCCUCCUCCCUCCUCUCCUUCCCCUCCCCUCUCUCCAUCCCCCUCCCCCACAACCUCCCCGUCUCCUUCCCCACCCCCGCAAGCCCCCCCUUCUGCCUCUCCACCCUCUCCACCCUCUCCUCCCUCCUCCAACUCCUCUUCUCUCUCGCUCGGAGUGAUUGUGGGCGUUGCGAUUGGAGCAGCGGCGCUUGUCAUUGCUUGUCUCGCCCUGAUAUGCAUCCUCGUUAGGGGCAGACCCGCUACUGGGCCCAACUCAGCUGGCCUGUUCCGGCGCUACAGCCUAGCAGAGGUGCUACAGGCGACGGACAACUGGGCGAGCUACAACCACCUGGGCAGCGGGGGCUAUGCGGACGUGUACAAGGGGGUUCCGCCCUCUGCUCGAGUGGGCAGGGGAAUGGAGAGGGGGAGGUGGGCUACGGGGACGUGCCUGUUCCGGCGCUACAGCCUGAAUGAGGUGCUACAGGCGACGGACAGCUGGGCGAGCUACAACCACCUGGGCAGCGGGGGCUACGGGGACGUGUACAAGGGUGUGCCGCCCAGUGCGAGAGUGGGCGGCGGAGGGGGCGGAGGGGGCGGAGUGGGAGGAAUGGGGGGAGUGGGGGGAGAGAGUGGGGAAGCAGGUUUGGCAGGAGCGAGUGUGAAGGAGACUGCGAGAGGGAGUGAGAGAGGGAGUGGGAUAGGGAGUGGAAGGGGAAGUGUGUGGGGGAGUAAGAGGGGAGGGAGUGGAAAGGGGGAGGUGGGGAUUACAGUGGAGGCAGGGGAGCCGCAGGUGUGGGCGGUGAAGAGAGCCAAGAUUCGCACCAACGACUUUCACAAGGAGGGUAGGGGAGCCUCCUCCUCCCCCAGCCCCCCCUCUUACCCUUUACAGGUAGAGCCGAUGGGUAGAGCUGAUGGCGAGCAAGCAUCACCCACAUCUCGUCCAUCUGCUGGGGUAGAGCUGAUGGCGAGCAAGCAUCACCCGCACCUGGUCCGUCUGCUGGGGUACUGUGUUACAACAGACGCCAAGACGCACGAGCAGGAGCAGAUCAUCAUCUAUGAGUUCAUGGAAAAUGGGGAUCUGGAGCUCCUGCUGAGAAAUCUUGCCUCCAAGCCAGUGAGCCUGCAGCAGCGGCUGGAGAUGAUGAUAGGAGCAGCAAGGGGCCUGGAGUACCAUCACAGCUUCUCAAUGGUGCAUCGGGACGUGAAACCAGCCAACAUACUGCUGGACGGCAACUGGCAGGCCAAGAUAGCUGAUUUCGGGCUGACCAAGAUGGGAGAGGGCAACGCAUACAACCCUCAGGACUCCACUCGAGUGCUCGGCACGCCGGGCUAUGUGGACCCUGUGUAUGGGCGCACCCGCAAGGCCACCCCUGCAAAUGACGUGUUCAGCUUCGGCAUCGUGAUGCUAGAGCUUCUGACGGGGCAAAGGGCCAUUGUGUCGGUUUCUAAAUACGACGACCCGAUCAACAUCAGCAAAUGGGCACGGUCUCACCAAUAA
Closterium sp. Naga37s-1 is the source of this 1569-nucleotide messenger RNA. The record is from the annotation of a GenBank genome assembly. Lineage: Eukaryota; Viridiplantae; Streptophyta; Zygnematophyceae; Desmidiales; Closteriaceae.